Molecule: messenger RNA, 2888 nt
Organism: Amphiprion ocellaris (clown anemonefish)
Lineage: Eukaryota; Metazoa; Chordata; Actinopteri; Pomacentridae
Exons: 13
Coding region: 225-1760 (511 amino acids)
Biological process (GO): cell surface receptor signaling pathway
Molecular function (GO): transmembrane signaling receptor activity
Source: RefSeq, a predicted model, not a curated record
GGUUUCUUUAAAAAUAAUCUUUGCAUCCAAAAUGAUCCCAGAACAGAGCUGCACAUUGCUGCAGUGUCAAAGUCAGACGAAGGCUUCUACAAGUCUGAGUUUUCAGGACAAACAUCAGCACAGAGCUGGAUGUCAGUAAAAUUUCGCUGUUUCUUGUUGGUACAAAGUGGACGUAUUUCACUGACAGAACAACAAGUGUCAAAGCGUCAGAGCUGGAUUUGAAGAUGGGACACACUUUGCUGUCUGUGCUGUUACACUUGCUGAAUACAUUCCUCUACUAUGGACAUGCUCAAGUUCUAGAUGCUGUGCUGAUGACUGACCCCAACUGGUCCACUUUUUUUACUGGAGAGUUUGUGACCUUCAUAUGUGACAUGAACGAAGGAGACGAUGCUGACUGGGAAUACAAGAUCAACAAGGAUGGACGAGAUUAUACUUGCUACAACACACAUCAACGCUACACAUCAGAACCUCUGUCUGCACGUCACAGUGGUGAUUAUCAGUGUGUUGGUCGCAGGAGGAGCUCAUAUUCUACAAAGAGCAGUAACACUGUCUCUUUAACUGUUUCAGCUAAACCCAAAGCCACACUGACAGCAGACACAACAACCAUAUCAGUAGGAGGCAGUGUGAUACUGACCUGCUCUGUGCAGAACUCUGUUGGAUGGAAAUAUGAGUGGUUCAGACGUACUCAGAGAACCUCUGAAGUUCUGGUGGAUCCAGUUAGAACAAAUGAUGAACUAAACACAGUUAUCAGUGUUUCACAAGGAGGAAUCUAUCAGUGCAGAGGAAGAAGAGGAAAACCAGUUUACUACACUGAUAUAAGUGAUGAGGUCACCACUGAGAAAACCCUUUCCAAUGAGGCUGUUCUAAGACGACAACCAGACUGGACUCAGAUGUUCAGAGGUGAAAGAAUCACUCUGACAUGUGAGAUCCAUGGAGGUGAAACCACCCAGUGGGUGUAUGAAUGGAGACGACCUCGGCGUUAUGUACACUGGACAGAUGAUAAUUACCAGACAUUCAGAGUUUCUAAGUCCAGCAGUGGAGACUACAUGUGUAGGAGUAGACCCAGAGAUGACUCCUAUUCUUCAACUGAGUGGAGUAAAUCCAUCACAUUGUCAGUAUCUGAUCAACCCAAAGCUGUCCUCAGUGUGUCUCCAUCAUGGCUGAGUCCUGGAGCCUCAUUAAUUUUGAGCUGUGAGGUUGAACAUCCAUCUGCAGGAUGGAGGUUCUACUGGUAUAAAGCUGUUCCUGAUCUAUCAGGAACCUCCUACAGUUAUGAGCUGCUGCCUGGUAGCAUCAGUGGGACUGAACAAGAUUCCUACAUUAUUCAUGGAAAGACACAGACAGCAGGAUUUAGAUGUAGAGCUGGAAGAGGAGACCCAGAGUAUUACACUUAUUACAGUAAACCUACGUUUGUCUGGUCUGGAGGCUCCAGUCCUGAAAGCUCCUCAUUUACAGACCCGUUGAUCACUGGGCUGGUUAGUGGAAUUUUCCUGACUAUGAUCCUGCUGCUUCUGCUGCUGUGCUGCUGCAGACAGAUGAAGGAUCCACAUUGUAACAGGCUCUCUCAGUCUCAGAACAUGAAUCAAGCCUCAGCUACGCUGCAAACAGUAAACCAGAAUGAAAGUCAAAUUUACUCAUCUCUUCUCCACGGUGAUGCUUCUGCCUAUGAGACAAUCAGACGUUCUGGAAAUUCUAUGAACCAGCCAACUUCUACAAUAAUGUCACGUCAGCUUGAAGGACUUAAUAAGAGCAGUCCAUAAAAUCAAGUGACUCUUCAGCAGAAGAAGAGACUGAGUGGCAACAAUGUGAAAAACAACAUUCAAGUUUAAAUGUGUUUGAUAACAUUUAUACAUGGCAAAACUGCUAAUACUGCUUUUGUGUUUAUGCUGAUGUAGUAUCUGAGAUAAAUAAGACCAUAUAAGUAACUGUGUUAAGCAGAAGAGUCAGUGUCGCUCAAUUCACCACCUCACAAUCAGCAGGUACAUUAAUGAAGCCUUGUAAAAUGUUACCUUCAUAUUAAACACAUUUUCCAAGUUAAAGGCCCUUGAAGUACAUGGAGAAGGUCACUGUUUUUUUUUCUGUUGAAUGUGUUAUUUUUUCCAGCAUUUCUUAGCAAUGCAACCAAAUCAAUUUUACAUCAAUGUCAGAUGUCACGAAAGCCAGUCUUGUUUUGUUCAGCACAGUUUUUCUAUAAUCAACUUUGAGCAUGAAUUUAAAGGGUUAUACCAGCAUGUGGGAUAGAUCGUUGGUCAAAACAAGUUCUAAAAUAUGAAAGAUGUCACUUUUGUCACCAUUUUGAUUCCAAGCUUAUCCUCUUAGAUGUAAAUGUUUCACAUAUGGUGCAGAUUUUUACGUUAGAUUUCAGGCCAAGAAGAUGAGCAUAAUGCUUACAAUGGAAGUGGUAUUGAGUAUCAUUGUCAGAAAUUAGGUAACUCACUUUUUCCUGAAUUUUAUCUGAUAAAAAGUUGUGCCUCCUCAGAGCUUCGUUUAUGUACCUGUAUACAUUUAUCCUUUAGGUAUAUAAAGAGAAAUGUGCAGACUAUGAGGAUACAGUAAGGUUAUAUUGAGAGUUAUUCUGUAUAUAAAUCAGUGAAUUUUGUAGAAAUGUCAUUAUUUUAUCUAUUGAUUUUACAUUUGGCUGCAUCUCUUUUUUUUCUUUUAUUGCAUUCUGAAUUUGUAAUGAGGUGAACUGAACAGUCAUUGUUGAAUUUCCUAAAACAAUUGCUGAAAAGUUCCCCAUUACAUGUCUGGCUACUUGGUUUUUUUUUAAAGGCCUGUUCACACCUGAGACAAUUGUUGUUUCACUGACAAUAAAACCACUGCAGACCAGUGCAUUUGUAUGUAAUGUACAUUUUGUGUAACUUUCAUGAUUAAAUUUUUACACCCAG